Messenger RNA from Scophthalmus maximus (turbot), 8966 nucleotides. Its product is annotated as CREB3 regulatory factor-like. Bases 340 to 1971 code for a protein of 543 amino acids. The record is from RefSeq and is a predicted model, not a curated record. Gene Ontology annotation, cellular component: nucleus. NCBI's taxonomy places the organism in Eukaryota, Metazoa, Chordata, Actinopteri, Pleuronectiformes, Scophthalmidae. The transcript is spliced from 10 exons. Gene Ontology annotation, biological process: regulation of transcription by RNA polymerase II; response to unfolded protein. Gene Ontology annotation, molecular function: DNA-binding transcription factor activity, RNA polymerase II-specific; RNA polymerase II transcription regulatory region sequence-specific DNA binding.
UGUUGGGGGGGGGGAUCAGACCGUUCGUCCGUCCGCGCGCGGGGGCUUCAUCUCGUCUCUGCCCUCCUCUCUGUGGAUGGUGCGCAUCAGAAAAAAGAGAAAACUCUUCUUCUCCUCCUCCUCCUCCUUCACCCGGAGAGGCCGAGGCCGACAUUUUCCCCCCGGUCCGGAGGAGCCUCCACUCCGCGGGGACAUCCGAGGACACGACGAGGCUGCGAGGCCGAGAGCUGCCGGGCUGCGACAUGUGAGAAGAGCUCGACCCCUUGACCCUCACACCUCUCGACCGUACCAGAAGCCACUCGAGCCUGCGCUGCGACCUGACGCCCUCCUGCCUCGGGCAUGCCGCAGCCGGGUAUGAAUGGGAUGGAGCCUGCGUUUGGCGAGGCCUACGGGGGGCACAGGGGCCUGCUGAGCCCCUACCCCCUGGCCAUGUCGCCACAAGGGGGCAGGGCCGAGUACGACCAGAGCGUCCUCCUCAUGUUGGGCUCCCCGGCAUCGCCAAGGAAACGGCCCUUUGAGUUGCUAAGCGACCUGGUGGACGACGGCGGCCUCGCGGAGGACCUGCACCCGGAGCGCUGGGACGUGUCGGCACUGGACGAAAUGGCUCGCUACACCAAGCUGGGCCUCGGCGUGGGAGGGGAGCUGCUGGCCUGCUCCGAGGAGGCCGUCCUGAUGGGCCGCUGGGGGCGGAGCCGGGAGGAAGAGGAGGAGGAGGAGGAGGAGGAGAGGAGGAGCCGACACGUCGCCCAGGGAGUCCAGGCCACCGCUGCGGGGAGGGAGGAGGGGCGCACGUCUGCCGCCACCACGGCAACGGGGACGGGGGAGUUGUGCGUCGCCGGAAGAGCCGCGGGAGGAGGAGGAGUUCAGGAUGGGGGGGUGUCGCGGGAGCGGACAGUGGAGGUGUAUCAGGUGGCGCAGGAGGAAGAGGAAGCGGCGGCGGCGGCGGCGGCAGGUUUGACUCUGGAGCACUGCAGCAGCGAGGAGCACAACUACUCCCUGAGCCAGGGCGGCGAGCUGGGAGCGGCGCCCGGACACAACCCUCGACCCGAGGAGGUGCGAGCUGGGGAGACGCAGCAGGAGGCGCGGGGCAGGGAGGAGAGCAAGGCCAAGGCCGAGCUAGAUCUGGAGGACGAGGCGCAGGAGGAAGAGGACGACGACGACGAGGAGGAGGAGGAGGGGGGGGAAGAGGACGAAGACGACGACGAGGAGGAGGAAGAAGAGGAGGAGGAGGAGGAGGAGGAGACGGCAGUGGAAGCCGAACUCUCCAGCUCCUCAGAAACGGAAUGCGAGGUGGAGGCGGAGCCAGCCAGGCAGCCGGGCGAGCGGCCGGCGAAGCGCCGCUGUUUCUGGGAGUACAGGCGCGCUCGCGAGUCGGCCACGAAGAAGAAGCUGGGCGGAGACGUCCACUGGUCCCUGUCCUGGAGCUCCAGCACUCUGCCCAGCACACUGUACCGCAGAGAGGGUAAAAAAGGGCGGCGCAAAGCUCGCAAGACGGACGCCAGCGACCUGACGCCAAACCCCCAGAAGCUCCACAACAUCGGCGAGCAGCUGCAGAAGCUGAACGCUGCCAUCGACGGCAUGGGUCCGGUCAACGACCUCCCUGCCGUGGCCCGGGCGCGGUCGCGUAAGGAGAAGAACAAGCUGGCCUCCAGGGCCUGCCGGCUGAAGAAGAAGGCCCAGCACGAAGCCAACAAGAUCAAGCUGUGGGGGCUCAACCAGGAGUACGAGAACCUGCUCGGAGCUCUGCUGCGGAUCAAGGAGGUGAUCAGGCGACGGGUGGAGAGCAGCGAGGACGAGGACGCGGACGAACGAGGGAUGACGCAGCGCCUGGAAGACAUCCUCCGAGAGUCCAGCGGGCCUUUGGUCGCCGGGCGGACCAAAGACUUUGUGCAGAGGAUUUUGGCGGCCAGUGCCGGCGGCCAGAACCAGCGCAAAGAGCCUCCGCAGCAAGGAGACGAGACGGCGGGGUAAACCCACCCCACUGCACCUCCCCCUCGCCUCGCCUCCGCCGCCCAGCACCAACCAACCUGAGCUGAACCGAGCUUCUCUGCACCGCCGCCACACUCUCGCGGUGUAAACGCAAGAGCGACGAGGUGACGCAGAGGUGGAGAUAGAAGAGGACGGAGGAGGGCGGAGGAGGACGGAGUAGCCUAAACAAAAUGGGAGUAAAUUGCCACCUUGCUCCGCGUCCUCUCCUGUUGGCCCCGCCCUCCGAACGGCAGCCGCCUUCGCCGCUCGGCUGCAACACAACCUCCACCAGACCAGAGCUGCUGCUGCCGUCUUCUAUGUUCUGUCCGUCUGUGUGUGUGUGUGUGCGUGUGUGUGUGUGUUGGACAUGUAACAUACUGUAUGAGUGUGUAGUGUUCCUCUCUCCCUCUAUGUGUGCUGUAUUUGUACCCCAUUGUGCCUAUGAAUAGAGAUUGCACUGUUUAGUAGAUGGUUGUAGUUGUCGGCAGGGGGCCGGUAGUGAGCCGAGGGCCAAGGGGGGCGGGGGGGCAUUUGAGGAUAGAGGAAGUGCUCCAAUAAGGAAGUGGGAGGAGCCCAGGCCGGGAAAACAAAGAGGCGUGUGUGUGUGUGUGUGUGUGUGUGUGUGUGGGCGAGCGACUGGGCUCCCUGUAGAAACACUGCUUACCAUUCGGAUCGCAUCGGCACCUAAAAUGCCGGUCAGCGUUGGGAUACGCGGCGAGUGUCGCCCCGAAGCCGGAGCAGCUGUUCGUGCACGCGAGUGUGUUUUUUGUCGUGGAAAAGUCCUCGGAGCUUUAAUACCCCGGCCCCACAGCCCCCUCCCUCUUUAACACCCACUUCACCCCCAUCAAAAGUUUUUUAAAAAGAGAGAGAGAGAGAAAAAAAACUGCACCUUAAUUCAAACUGACCAAAGACGACUGAGACUGCUGAACCGCUCAGAUGCUGCCAACCAUCACCACGUCAUUAUAUCUGAAAACAAAACAAGACUUUAAGUGAAAUGUUUUGAUCGCUGUCAUGCGUCCUCAAAGGAUGACAUCACCGAACAGACUCUAACCCCUCCCACUUUCACCCUAAAUGCACUACCGCCAUGUGUCUGAGAGGCCGUGGUCACUUCCUGUCUUGUCACUUCCUGCCUGCUCAGAUCUGAGCUCUGCAGCCCCGGUUGCUCCUUCAGCUUCUCUGCGGGGGCUUUCAUCGCGCUGCCUUCACGUGCCCGUCGGGAAAAAAAGAUCCCACUUUCCCACGCGUGAAGUCGGGAUUGCGAGAAUGUCACGUUCGAGUGCCUCGCUGCCGGAGACAAAUUGAAAAAAAUGGCGACGUGGCUGAUGUAACUACAGUCCGUUGGUUACGGACAGAAGCAUAAAUAGCACUGGUCCAUAUCAAGUCAGGUGAACAUAGAUCACAAGUUGCACUGUUAAAGAUGAAGACGUCCCAUCCAUCACUGAAUCUGUUCCUCUUCUGGUCGCCCCACUCGGGUAUGAAAAUGAUCUCAGAGUUUCCACGCCCGUUAUGACGACUCUAGAGGGGCGUUCACGCGCAACGCGUAUUUACCAAAAUUCCGAUGACCACGUGAAGGCAGCAUUAUUUUCACCCACAAAAAGGGAAGUGCCCCCCCCCCCCCCCGAGCCCUCUCCUCGACCCCUGACCAGAUUAUUAUGUAGCGCACCUUCCUGAAUUGCAACGACAAAUAGAAAGAAGAAAAAAAAAAUACUUGUAGAUCUUAGAAAGCAAAUAAGUUUAAUUUGUUCUUUUGUCCUUUGUUAAAUAUUAUGAUUAUGAUUUUUUGUUGUUGUUGUUAUUUGGCAAUGCCACAGUGGCCCACAAAGUGGGCGUCGGCCUGGAGAGAUGAAAUAUGCCUUUCUCUUCUUCCUGUGGCCGAAAGCUGCAGACCGACGCGUGACGAGGUCUCUAAAAGAAAUGUUUGUCGGACAUGAAAUGUCAAAGGACCCUUUUGAAAUUGCACUGCGGUGAGAGCAACCGAGCACCUUUUCAAAGAGGACGUCCUCCAAAAGAGAGGGAGGACCAAAGAAAGAAGACUCGUGGCACCUUUUGUUUUUGAAAAAGAGACAGAUAUUGAUUGGGGAAGUCGCGACCGUCCGGCGGUCGGGGUCUGUGUCCGUGUGGUGCUACUGUAUGACGGAGACUUUUUUUAAAAGCAAUGCGGACCUGAGCGGAGGGGUCAGGCGGUAACUGCUGACUGGGGGGGCGGUGGGGGGCGAGGGGGGGUUGACCUGUGGGGCACACAUCGUUGUUGUAACGGGCAGUUUGCAUAACGACGCCUUUCUGAAGUGCCUGGAGCUCGAUGCCACAGGGACCUGUGUGAUUCUGCCUGAUCUCAAACCCUAUUACAAGGUAAAAAAAAAAGAGAAAAGAAAAAGUAACCAUGACUACUGCUCCGGGCUUGGCCUCGCUUGACUUCACUCUGAACAGAAAAAGAAAAAAAAGAAACAAAAAAACCCGACAGGCUUCCUUCCAAAAAAAAACAAAAAACGAAAAAAAGAAUCCAACCAAAAUCUUCUCCUUUACAAACCCGAAAGGUGGAAAACAGACGACAACAACAACCAGGAGCUGGAACCGGGUUCCUGUGAAUCAUCAUCUCUGGGAAAAAGAAAUGUAAAAGUGAGCUCAGUAAUCUCCCGACUUGGCUGCGUUCCAAAAGCUGCUGCUGCUCUUUGACACUGUUCCGCCUCCUUUUUGGAAACUCCCAUUUCCUGCCUCCGUCAGGGGGCAGAGGGGCAGUUAACCUAAAGCACCCCCCCCCCCCGCUCGUGGUCUAGUUCGAAAAGCUGUGGAUAUAUAUAGAUAUCUAUAUAUAUAUGAAACGUUCAGGCGGGCGCUUUAGUGUCGCUCCUGUUUUGGUUUCUGCAUCCUUGUUUGUUUUGUUUCUAAUUUCCUGGGAAACGUCGCCCUGUGCUCGCGUGGAUGCAGAACUGUACUGUCAUCAGAUUCCUGUUGUUGAGCUGGAAGGGUUCUGCUGCUGCUGCUGCUGGCGAACAGAGCUCUCUUAGCUCUUGCGGCCAAACACUCAUAAGCCCGCGGCCUCGCAAGAAACGACGCGAGCGGCGGGAGGCUCUGAUGUCACCGAGGCUUCUGGAAAACGCCAGCGCGGAAACCUGCCCCCCCCCCCCCCCCCCCCGCCCCCCCAAAAAAACGACAGACGAUGUAGCACGAGUCGAAGCGCAGAGGCCGGCAGAAGGACAACUCCUCAGCCUGUUUGAUUAAAGGUGCAUUCCUGCCGCCUCCCACUUUUCUCCCAGGGGCUUGGGGAAGCUUGGCGACGCUGCCAGCGGAGUCACAGGAUCUCGUGCUGGCAGCUGCCUCCCCGCCCCACAUGCCCCCACGCAGCCGCACACAAAACAUUCAAAAAAACAACAGAAGAAGAAAAACGAGGAGCGAAAAACGACGGCGCACUCGGGUCAAGUUUAACAUCGUUGCACGCACCAUCUGUCGGCGUCGUAGGGGGUGGAGGUCGUCGGGGUUCGGGGGAGAUUCCGCUUUGAACAACUUGAGAAGUGUGUCCUGAUGUUUUCCUUUUCUCUCACUCCGACGCCGCGUUACGCAACGCGACGCACCAUCUGCCGUGUACAUUGAUCUAUAUGCCAAAAAAAGAAAGAAACUGAGCUGGAGAGAGAGAAGCCCCCCCGCACGUCCAAAACGACUAGCGAGUAAAUUAUCAUAUCAGGGGUUUUGUUUUUUUCCUCCUUCAAAUUAAAACCACAGCAUUUUUGAUCUCUCCCCCAUUUUCUCCUCUUUAUGUCACGGUUUGUCCCUUUAGCGGUGAAGCGUCGAUGGGGGAGGGGCCGGUCUUGGCAGGGCCACUUGUCUCCGCUCACAUUCCUGAUUCCCAGAAAGCUCCUUGUUUGUGUGUACCCGGAAGCAGGAGGCAGAUAUUCUGAGGGCGGAAACUGGACUGACCCAAAGACGGAAUGUUUUCAUGACGGCGGUCCUGACCGGGUGGGGGGGGGUGGGGGGGGGGUCAACCGAGGAACAGCUGGGAUCUCAGGAACACAGAUGUGACGCUCGCGGUCUCACAGAUUGAUCCAACUCUGACCUCAUAUGGACAGUGACUUUGCAAAAGUCUGAGUUACUUCCGCGCUCGCGAGAAGCAAAAACAGAAACCGGAAACUCGUCUGAUGCUCACCGGCGUUUUUCUGGGGAAGAAAGUAGUUUUGGAUCCAGAGUUGGAUCCACGCAGCGGCCAAUAACCAUCUGCUGCCAAAUGGGCCGAUAUCCACCGGACGGCCGAGCGAGGCGUCUGACUCACGGACCUCUAAUCCGUUAUCUUCUUGCUCAGCGGAGUGACCAGUUGACGGGUGAAGCUCGCGCGUGGAUGUAUCGUCAAUGCUUUUCUGAAUUGACAGUUGACGUCCGUUUCAUUUUCGGUCAGGCUCAAAUGUGUAAUGUUGCUGAACUUUUUCCUUCCGUCGCAAAACAGAAUCUCUCCAGUAGGUGGCGCUGUGACUAUAACCACUUAUUGUCGGGCCGAUUAUUUAAUUCUGUCGGAGGAAUUCAGUUUAAAAUGGCUGUCAAUCAAAAAAAUGAAUACAAAAUGGCCGACUCGUCCAUUUGUCUAGUUGAAACGUGCCGGGUGAAUAGUUAAAGGGGGCGUGGUCACGUCGUUUAGCCCCGCCCAGGUGAAAGACCCCGUGAGUUUUCCAGCACUUUUAGUCUCAAAAAAUGUUUUGGAAAGAAGAAAAUUAGCUUCAAACUUUAUAUUCAAUAUGUAAAACAGCUGUAAUUUAUAUUGGAAAUGCCUCUCUAGUGCCUCCGGUGGAUAUUUGUAGUGCAACAAAACAUGUGACAACCAGAACCAAAGAAAAAAAGAAUCAACCAUUUUGAUCUGCAAAUAAGUCAAAUUACAAGCAAAAAUAUUAUGGUCCAUGGGACCUUUAAGUUAGUACCGGUCUGAAACCCAUAACUCGGGCUCUGAUGACAGAUGAACACGUUGGAAAAUGAAUCAUAAUUUGCGGCCCCCUGGUGGACUUUUCUCUCCAGCUCUGUCGAUGAAAACAUCCCGACCCUGAACUCGACCCCUAAGCGACAGGUCGACGCGUGUGAAAAGUUAGAGUCCGCCUGAAUAAGAGGACUGACGGUCCUCUCAGUCACCGCCGCUGAGGGUUUCUUUUGGGACAGGCGGGCUGAAUGGACCCAUCAGUAAACCUACACUGGUGGGACGCUGCUGACCUCCGGGUGCCCGUCCCCACUCCGCUCCAGCGCUCACAUUGUCGGAGACACUCGGGCCUCUCGGGUUUCAAAGGCGACGGGGCCUCCGGGGCAGAGGAGAACAGGGAGAAUGGCACUUAGCCUGGGGGAAGUUACUCCGAAACCUUUUGGUGCCGUCCACCACCUCUGCCUCCGCCGCCUGUCGCGCUCUCGACAGCUCCCGAGGACGACUUCAGCCGAGUCGACCCGCGUCUCCAGGCCCUCGUCUCCCGUGUCGCUGAGCUAUCCUCCGUCUGGGGAGGACGGUGUUAGUCCACGCAGAGCGAUGUCGGGCUGGAGGAGGCCGGUUCGAGUUGGUCUUAUCGUUACGUGGAAUCUCUCUCUGACGAUCUUUCCAAAAAAAACUAUCUGUGAUGAGAAGAUCCUACAUGUUCACGCCACGUUCUGCGGGAGUUCAAGUAGCUUUUCAUUGUUUUUCAAUAAGACACUUGUGUGUUUUGUCUUUCGACUGUGUUUCGCCUCACUGGUUUAAAGUGGGCGGGGCUCAGGUGGAAACGACAGAGGUAAACUUCUGUGCACCAAUCAGGACUUAAAUCAGAGCGACGUCGGGUAAUUUGGUUUGUUUGCCCCCCGUCAACGACUGAAGGACUUGAUUUAUUCACGACUUCAGGAGCUUUAACGACAAUUACUACCGCAUGACUUUUGUCUUUGCAGAUUUAAAAAAAUCACUUUGCUGCCAACUCCAAGAAGUGGUUAAGCCCAUUUCCCUAAAUUGUGAAAAAAAAAUUUCAGGAAAUGACACAUCCAAAAACACAUGAAUGUUAUUACUUCUGUAAAGACAAUAUAGAAAAAUCAACCUGACAACAACAAUUUUACUGAGGCAUCACACAGUCGUCUGUACCAGCUUCCGUACUGUUUUUUUUUUAAUUUUCAAAGUUCUUAGCUUUCUUACCGACAGUUAGCGGAGAAGAUUGAUAUCACUCUCAUAUCUGUCUCUGCUCUGUAUGAAGCUGCAGCCAGAGGGACGUUAGCUGAGCUCGCGACACCCACCGACCAGCACCUUGAACCUUUUUGUUGUCAAUAUGUUGUCGGUUUAAUUUGUACCGAGAAAAUAAAAGUGGCGAAAAUUAAAAUUGCUGCGUCUAUGGGAGGAUAUUCUUUGGCACUAUUUCUUGGUCGGGCGCACAGAACUUUUUGACGAAAGCGGGCAGCGUAAAUAAUGUAUAAUUUAAUUAUUAUUUGUUUAAAUAUCACCAGAGAUUGGAGGCGCAGAUUGCUCAACUCUCUGGUCACAACUGUGACGAUGACCGAGGCUGAAACUAAAAACGCAUCUCGUGGCUUUCACCAAAACCGAUUCGGUCGUUCGAGUGUCGAAGGCCGGACAUGGACUUGAGCGGGAAAAGGGAAAGACAAUGAAAAAAUUAUAAUCAGACACCUACUGGAUCUUUAAUCUAAAACUGUAAUGAAUGACGGGAGAAAAGGACCCAAGAGACGAGCAAAACAUUCCUAUCUUAUCAUGUCAUAUACUGUACAGCAACUUCUCCUUCCCUCCGUCUGUCUGUCAGUACUCGCAGUACUACAGUAAAUACUUCGGACCUGUUAACACAUUAACGCAUCUUUAUGUACAACUCCUUUUGUCAGUUAAUAACCUUUUAAGAAAAUAGUAGGGAAAAAAAACAAACAAAAGCAAACAAAAAAAAUACAAGAAGUGCCGUACAAAUAGAAGCCUAAUAUUUUAUUUGUUUGGGUUUUGUGUGAGUGUACUUGUUCACCUGUAUAAUGUAUAUUUUAAUAUUUAUAUGCAGCUGUUGUAUUAAAGUAUAUUUUUAAAAUAAAAA